GAGCUUGAAGAAGGUUCAAAGGGAAGGCAAGGGAAGGGAAUCCGCAGCAGCAGCAUGCUUCCUUUUCCCUUCUUCCAAUAGAUCAACCGCUUAUGUUCAAUAUAAAUACAACAACAUAAACACAAUCCAUCUCCCUUCUCCGAUAUAACAGAUUACCAACAGAUACAUUUUCAUGCCCAUUUUCCUCUCUCGCAAUCAAUCAACGUAGAGUCAAUCCGUCCAUCAUGGCGUCCAACACAACUUCUUCCGUCUCUUCUAUCCGUAAAGCCAUCUCCUUUGCAGGUGGUCUCCUAUCACAAAUACCAUUGAUCAAUAAUCCAUCGUUUUCUUCAUCGGCAGUCACAGCCCCCAGACCCUACAUCCCCUUUGGAAAUGCACCGUCUUGUCCAUCGACCUCUCCUCUCUCCUGCCACAACAGCACCGCCGCUCCGGAUUCUUGCUGCUUCAUCUAUCCCGGAGGCCAGCUUCUCCAGACUCAAUUCUGGGAUUACAGUCCCGCAAUAGGGCCGGCCGAUAGCUGGACUCUUCAUGGCCUUUGGCCGGAUCUCUGCGAUGGUUCCUAUCCCACAUAUUGCCAUAGUACUCCUCAAUACCACAACAUAACCUCCAUUCUAACAGCCGCAUCCCAAACUGAUCUUCUCGCAUACAUGCAUGAAUAUUGGCUCCCCAAUCGAGGCUCUGCCGAAACCUUUUGGGAGCAUGAGAUGAACAAACAUGGAACGUGCGUAAAUACUCUCGCGCCAGCUUGUUAUGGCGACAAAUACGAAGCUGGUGAUGAAGUCGUCGAUUUCUUUACAAGGGCUGUAGGAUUAUUCAAAGAGUUGGAUACUUAUAAAGCACUCGAGAAGGCGGGAAUUGUGCCAAGUUACUCGGCUACUUAUACUGAGGAUCAGAUUCAGACCGCAUUGACUGCGGUUACUGGGAGUGAGGUUGUGUUGGGCUGUUCGAGUGGCAGAUUGAAUCAAGCAUGGUACAGCUUUAAUGUCAAAGGAAGUUUGCAGUUGGGAGAAUUUGUGGCUACAGACCCGGCUGGAAAAGGUGGAAGAGGAACUUGCCCUAAAAAGGGUAUUAAAUACUUGCCCAAGAAGAAGUAAUCGCGUUUCUUUAUAAUCGUUUGAUGCGGGCUAAACUGCUGCAUUUGUAUAUCUAGGAAACACCUAGGAUUCAGUUGGGCUUUUGGAUUUUAUAAGAUGGAUGGCUUGUUUGAAUAGGGAAUUGUAUGGCAUUGCAUUGGAUGGUAUUUCCUAUUAGGGUUUUAAUGUGGAAUAGAAGGUACCUUACGGAAGUCUCAACGACUUCCCCCCA
This is a messenger RNA of Botrytis cinerea B05.10, 1305 nucleotides long. RefSeq names its product Bcrny1 (gene Bcrny1). Gene Ontology annotation, biological process: RNA catabolic process. Gene Ontology annotation, molecular function: RNA binding; ribonuclease T2 activity. The transcript is spliced from 2 exons. The record is from RefSeq and is a predicted model, not a curated record. Gene Ontology annotation, cellular component: extracellular region. The coding region runs from base 225 to 1094 and encodes 289 amino acids. NCBI's taxonomy places the organism in Eukaryota, Fungi, Ascomycota, Leotiomycetes, Helotiales, Sclerotiniaceae.